This is a messenger RNA of Anastrepha ludens (Mexican fruit fly), 3000 nucleotides long. RefSeq names its product leucine-rich repeat-containing protein 70. The record is from RefSeq and is a predicted model, not a curated record. The coding region runs from base 887 to 2455 and encodes 522 amino acids. The transcript has 6 exons. NCBI's taxonomy places the organism in Eukaryota, Metazoa, Arthropoda, Insecta, Diptera, Tephritidae. Gene Ontology annotation, cellular component: extracellular matrix. Gene Ontology annotation, molecular function: protein binding.
GUGACUCUAUUGGAUACGGACGGGAUUUGUGGUCGACGUUUAGACCGAUGACAGAAUCUGAGAAGUGGUUGCAGCUGUUGUCGAUUAGACGAUAAAGAAAUGAAAUACAAUAAAAAAAAUGGAGUGUAAUUGUGGUGAAAGAAGAAGAGAAGCUUUUCCGUUGUGAAGUGGAUGAAUUGUGGACAUACAUUUGUACGUAUGUAUGUAUGUACAUACAUAUGAAAAUGCAAAAGCAUAUCAUUUAAAUCUGUAAUGAAACGUAUUCGGUUAGCGGGAAAAGCAACAAUUACUUAGCCACGUUCGCCGCACUGCAACUAUGUUCGAGUGUUUGUGCAUACGUGCAUACUUGUUGAAUGGCUUAGUAGAGGUGUAGAGCAUCUGCAGCUGUAAAGAAAUAAAUUUACUGGCGUACCCAAGCAUUCCAAGUACCUUCGCGCGCUUAUUAAUAUCACGAAAAUCAUGAGAUUCAUUUUUUUACAAAUUUAAAAAAUUGUGAAAGUAAUGCAUUUUUUAAGAAAUGAACAGAAAUAUAAAAAAAAUUAAAAAAAACGAAAAAAUUUGAAAUUUACAAAAAAUACAUAAAAUGCUUAACGAAAAAAGUGACUGUGAAUUCCAAUGAAAAUCAAAACGAAAAUACAUACAAACAUAAGUAUAUGCGUGCUUGAUGUAUGCGUGCUGAAAGUACGCCAUCGGAAAUUUUAUGACUUCGUAAUGAAGUAUGCAUAAGGAAAACGUGGUGUUGUUGUGAGUCAAUGACAGUGAUUUUUGUGAAUUUUAUAAAUGCCAAUUUAUUAAGAAAUUUGUGAUAUUUAUGAUGAAAUGUAUUGAAAGCAAAAUUAUUCAUUUGGAUUAAAAACUAUCGAACUUAAUUGAAACAACUCUAAAAAUGGAUUACAAGAAUCUGCUACUGCUACUUUCACUGUCCUGUAUCUUAGUGCUCUCAGCUGCCCAGCAUGAAAAUAUACCCUACCAGGACGUGUCCGAUAUUUGUGGGACGUGUGUAUGUUUGACAGCGCAUGAUAACGAUAAACGCUACCACCAUCUGCUAAGCUGCACUACCAAGAAAUUUCAACACAUUUUAGCGCGCUGGCCAGAGGAGUUCGGCAAAUCUCAUGACAGUGUUGACAUCGUAGCCACAUUCUCGGGGAAUAGUAUCGAGUUGUUGCAGCAGUUGCCGGCUACAAAUGCCACACUCACUUUUUCGUGUCGCCAUUGUGGCAUCAAGUACCUGCAAGCGCCCACCUUUAUGGAUGUGCCGUACAUACGCAGACUGGAUUUGAGUUGGAAUGAAAUUACAAGCGAUGAACUGACGCCCGAUGUAUUUCGUGGCCCCUAUCGAGUGACCGAUUAUGAGCCCAUAGCAUUGUCGGAUUUGGAUUUGAGCCAUAAUAGACUGCAUGCGCUCGAUCGAAACCUUUUCGAACAUACGCCAAAUUUGACCAAAUUGAAUUUGAGUUACAAUGAGUUGAAGGUCUUGAAUACGCCCACUGUUUUGGCUUUGGCAUCAGCGACUGAAUUACAGGAGCUGGAUUUAUCUCACACUGCUAUUAAGACGCUAACAAUGUCCCUCUUUAAAACGUUGGUGAAUCUGCGUAUUUUGAAUUUGUCUGGCAAUGACUUGACUAGAGUGCCGGAUAAGCUGCAGCUGAUCGGUAGAAGCCUCAUAUCACUGAAUUUGGCAGAAAACCCCAUUGAACGCUUAACGGAAGAGAGCUUUGUUGGACUGAAGUCAUUGCAGCGCCUCAAUAUAAGUUAUAUGCCCGCGUUGAAGACGGUCGGCAAAAAUGCGUUCACAGGCUUGGAAACGCUCAGGCGGCUGUAUUGUGCACACAAUCCGAGAUUACAGGAAUUUGAUGUUGAAAGCUUGACGCAUAGCUGCAAUCUGACAAAUCUGGACAUUUCGCAUUGUGCUUUAACGUCGAUUUCUCUAAUUCGAAAUGUGGGCAACGACUCCUCUGCGGAUCUCACCGCUCUUGCCAAACCUUGGCCUCAUUUGCAUACAUUCAAAACCGUUGGUAAUCCUUGGUUUUGUGAUUGCGCUCUCAUUCAGACUAUGGAAUACAUUGGCGGACAACCGGAGAGCAGGCAGGACAUGCAGGCGCGUUGUGACGCACCUUACUUUCUCGCAGGUGUUCUGCUAUCCAAUUUGACUUCGCCGUAUAUAUGCAACUUGAAAAUACCCAAAAAGUACAAAGCCAUCGUUGAGGAGCCACCACGUUUUCUCAGAAAACGCUACAUCGUAUUGACCGUCAUCACUGCGGCUGUGGUCGUAUCGGUCGGUGUGCUACUCGGUUUCGUGAUUGCUGCUAUACGUCGACGACUGAAGCGCGAUGACUUCGGCGUUGAACCGAUACGCUACACGAGUGUGCGUAGUAGUAACUUAUCGGCAUUCUCGCACGGCAACACCAAUUCGAUUCUGGUGAAUGGCAAUGGUGCGGCCACUAACAGUGCAUAAUCAUUGGCAUAAAUUUAGUUUAAGUGUGUAAAUACUUGUAAUUUGUGUAUGUAUUUACUUUCCUACUACUUUUAUAUAGGCAUUUAAGUAUAUGUUUGCUAAAUAUUUUUUAGAAGUGGCUUUUUUGACAUUAUUUAUACACAAAUUGUACAUGAAAAUGUAUCUCAGUUCGAAGGAUGUAAUUUUUUGUUGUAUAUUUUUGAAAAUUCGCGCAUUAAUGCCUAUUGGGCGCCCACUUUCUGCUGCUCCUAAGGGGAGUGGGCAUAUGUUUUACCAAAGAUGUAAUAUUUAGUUAUGAUUGUACAGUAUUUAACAGACGAAACACGAAAUAUUUAAAGGAUUUUGAAAAUAAUUAUUUAUUAUUAUCAUUAUUUUAUAUACUUAUGACGCAUCGAUGCAGAAGAAAAGAAUUGCCAUUUUUUAUACAAUGUAGUGGUGUACAUAUGUGUAUGUAUAUCUGUGUACUUAAUUGUAAAAUAAUAGAGAUAAGAUAAUAACAUUUUUGAAGUUUAACAAUUUUUCAUUUAAAAAUAAAUUUAAUCAAA